This is a messenger RNA of Halichondria panicea, 6259 nucleotides long. RefSeq lists its product as uncharacterized. Bases 161 to 6133 code for a protein of 1990 amino acids. NCBI's taxonomy places the organism in Eukaryota, Metazoa, Porifera, Demospongiae, Suberitida, Halichondriidae. Gene Ontology annotation, biological process: superoxide metabolic process. The transcript is spliced from 14 exons. Gene Ontology annotation, molecular function: protein binding; metal ion binding. The record is from RefSeq and is a predicted model, not a curated record.
CACCCAGUUAUGCAACUCUGCCCACCACUCCCCCCUAGCUAGCUAGCACUCUGAGAUUGACAGUGCAGUGUAACUAGUGACAGUGUAUACAACAGUGAAUGAAUAGUGAACAAAUUGGAGCUUUAUUUUGCUUCUCAUAUAUGCAGAUGAUCUAAGGUAGAUGAAGAUGUUGAUGAAUGGCAGGUGUUGGUGGUUUCUCUCUCUACUGUUUCUGUUCCUGCGACCGACCCUCGGACUGAGAGUGAGGUCAGAGUUCAACCAGCGAGGCGUGAGCGGGAGCAUCGAGUUCUCACAAGAUGGACCAACCGAUAACACCACCAUUACAGUCAAUCUGACCGGUCUCAGUCUCCACGAUGAUACUCUCUUCCAGUGGCAUGUUCACCAGUAUCCCUUUCCGCUGAAUGGUAUCCCUAAUCCAUGCGGCGUGGCCAUCACUGGGGGCCAUUACGACCCCUUGGGGGCAAACUCAAAUCAAAAUUACACCCAGAACUGUGCUCAAGAUCCAAGCAACUGUGAAAUUGGUGAUUUGAGUGGAAAGUUUGGUCUGCUCAACAUUUCUCAAUCCAAUAACGUGAUUGCUCAAUACAUUGACUCCACCCUAUCACUACAUGGUGUGUAUAGUAUUAUUGGACGCUCUAUAGUCGUCCACCUCUCGGGCGGAGCUAGAUUGGUCUGUGCGAACAUUGACUACCCACAAGAUACAGAUACGGCUCAAUCCGAUAUACUCAUCUCUUCGUUUAGAAACCAAUUCACUGGAUAUGUACAUUUCAGGGGCCACACUGACAGCAACACUUCCUCUGUGUACACCAAUCUCUUGCGAGUAGCUGGGAACUCAACUUCGACUGGUCAUAACUGGCAUGUACACGUGAAGCCUCUGGAUGUGAACGGUACUGAUUGCUCUCUUGCUGGACCACAUUAUAACCCGUUGAAUGUCGAUGUAAGUAACAAUUAUUCUAUUUUGUGUAACCCUACAAGGCAAGAAAACUGUGAGAUUGGUGAUCUCUCGAAUAAAGGCUCUCCGUACAGUGUUGUUAAUCGUGUUGCUAAGCAGUUUUACACCGAUCUAUCUCUACCACUAUCUGGAGACAUGCUGUACAUUGUCAAUCGCUCAAUUGUAAUUCAUCAGGAGAAUCGUGGUGGCCCUAGAAUAGCUUGUGCUAAUCUGACUCGAUUUACUCCCCUGGAAGCUGUUGUGAACUUUAAUAACGAAAACGGGAUAACAGGCAGCAUUCGAUUUUCUCAGCUAUCACUUUUUGACUACACAUUCGUGACAGUUAACCUCCAAGGUUUGGCUGGAAUGGCUGGAGGCUAUCACGUACAUGUCCUACCUGUUCCUCCUGAGGAGCCUGAGAGUUGUUUAUUGACCCUGGGGCACUGGAACCCCACUGGAGUGGUGUACAAUGACAGCAUCACGCGACCACUAACUAGCGAUGAGUACGAGAUAGGAGAUCUAAGUGGGAAAUUUGGAGGACUAGGCGGUCUCAAUGAAUUAAUGGAAACAUAUUCGGACCCAAACGUGCCUUUGUUUGGAUUGUACAGCAUUGUAGGACGAUCUGUUGUGAUUCAUCGAACUGAUGGAUCUAGAGUGGCUUGUGCAAAUAUAGAACUAAUCAGACCGGUUUUACGAGUUAUGGUAUCUGUUAAUACAUCCAGCUUGAGAGGACAGAUCAUUUUUACUCAGCCAGCCGACGAUCCAUUCUCUGAGACGACAAUCACCGUGGAAUUGAUGAUCCUACAGAUAAUAAACGUGACUACGCCCACUCCAAGUCCCACCCUCAGUUCUACCAACAUACCCUCCAUGACGCAACUUCCUGUUGAGGUUACUACUAGCCUAUUCCCCUCUCCAGACACUACCUCAACUGUGGGUGCAGCGUCCUCGUUCCAGACUGUGUUUCCAUCCCAGACAGUGCAGUCCAUUCCAGUGUUCAGUUCCAGUGUGGACGUUGGCAGUGGUGACAGUAUGCUCCCGUUUGGACCAACAACACCCGUUGCUCCAACACCCAGUGUCAGCCCCACCCCGAUGUCUCGAAGGAGACGAGCCGUUAACAGUCGUACAAGAAGGCAGGCCGUGGGCGGAGUGGUCGGCUUCGAUUGGAGCGUGAGGAUGGUCUCUCAAGAUUCCCCCAUGGACUGCAAUUCUCUGCCUGUCUUUGACCUAGCACCAAGUGACCCAACACUUUGCUCCCCGACCAUCCCCCUGGCAUGUUCAACUGGUGAUCUCACAGGGAAACAUGGCCCCCUCUCACUCCCCGCCACCCCUGGGACAUUCUCGGCCGUCUUUACUGACCCUUCACUCCCCCUCUCUGGUCCACAGUCGCCAUUCACAACACGAGCAGCUGUUCUUGUACAGCAGAUGGGUGGAUCCGUGGAGACGGCAACAUGCUCAUUGGCUGGCAUGGUCGAAGAGCCACCUCCAAUGACAAUUAAUCCCCCUACCACACUGACUGAGACCACACCUACGAUGCAAACCACCACACCACCACCAGCAACAGCUGAUACUGUAAUCAUUGGUGCCGUAGUGGGAGGUGUGCUAGGUGCUCUCCUGUUAGUGGGUGUAGUCAUCCUACUCGUCUGUUGUUGCUACUGCAAGUCACAGAAGUCAGAGUACAAAGUGAGCAAACAAGCAGCUCUUGAAAUGGGGACUGUUCGUCCAUCCAAGCCUAUACUCGGAGUGCCCCACUAUCGAGCACUCCACAACUAUGCCCCCCAGAAUCCGGAUGACCUGGAGUUGGAGCAGGGGGAGUGGGUGACACUAAUGGAGACCCCCGCUGGUGGGGGUUGGUGGAAGGGGAAAGUCACGGAGGGAGGGGAGGGAUGGUUCCCACGUACCUAUGUGGAGUACAUAGAUAGAGACGCUGAGAAAAAGAAACAACAGGAUGAGAACUUCUUGAUGGCAGCAUCGGCCAUUGUGGCGGCCUCAACAUCAUUCAACGUCCAGCAUCCCUCCCUCACACAGACCCGUCAUCAGACACUCCCCUCAAAACCCAACAAGAGAGCCUUGUCCUUCAGCAAAAAGAAGGAAGACAAGAUUGACUUGGAGAAGCUUCAGAGGUCACAAACGAUGAACCGUAAGAUUGAUAUUGACUCCACCCCUCGUGCUCUGAGGAAACUCGAUCGACCUUACCUAGAUACAUUUAAUAGUGAUGAAAAUGGAGAGGCUACAAUCAUUUCUAAUGAGGGAGGAGAGGUAGUGAGUAAUGGCGGGACGCUACCAAACACACCCGUGAGUCAGAGGAACGUAGCCUUCUAUGCCAAUUCAGCAGCUAUCGAGGGAUCACCUCAGUCCCUAAGGGCAUCAGAGCCGGAGUAUGAAAACGGAGAGCCAGACACUGAUAAAUACAUAGCCAAACAUAAUUUCGAUGGGUCUACGGAUAUCGAGCUCGAGCUGAAGAAAGGAGAACUUGUCACCGUUGUAGAGAAGUCGGACGGAGGGUGGUGGAAGGGUGUGUGUGAGGGGAGGGUGGGAUGGUUCCCCCAGUCGUACGUUCGUCCUGCUCCUGUAGAAGCGAGAGAAAGCAUGUCGGCCACCCAGCCAGCAAACAUGGAGGAGAUGAUGAAAGCAGGUGGUGAUCUGGAGGCAGUAGAGUACUGCUCCAUCUUCCCCUAUCAGUCGGACACGGAGGGUGACCUUGUGUUUUCCGAGGGAGACACUGUGCUCGUAUAUUGGGCCCAGGACAAUGGCUGGUGGUACGGGGCAGUCGGUUCCACACAGGGAUGGUUUCCUGGCUCUUUCGUCGAGCCACUGAUUGAAUCUCCUGAGCCUCAAGAUGAGAGACGAAAGGAGAGUAGGAGCUCGUUCAAGAAGAUGUGGUCGCUACGUAAGAAGUCACGUGACAAGUCUAAAGAUGUUCCUCUGCUGGAGGAAGACAACGACGAGAAGUUACCGACAGCUAGCGAACCAGUGGGUCUGGAAGGCCAACUCCAGGCAGCACUGGAGAGACGACGAUCAUUCGGUCGUGGACGUACCCUGGCAGUAGACGAGGAGGUGGCCCAGGGGGGAAGGAAAGAAAAGGGGCGUGGUGGGAUGGGUGCCGUCGCUGAUUUUAUGAGGCGAAGCUUCAAGAAAACAAAGAGCAGGGACGAGCCAAAAUAUGAGGAGAAAAUUGUUGAGAAUACAAAAAUUGAUGAGAUUUCUUCAACAACAAAACCGCCAGAAGAGGUGGUACCAAAACCUGUUACACCACCAGCACCGUCAAGGUCUCCUCGCAAACGUCUGGACAGUAAGGCUAGACGAGCCCCUCCCCCUCCCCCUACAGCAACUACGCCCACUACACAGGCUCCACCCACUUCUACACAGUCUGAACCGUUGAAAGAAGAACCAUUAAAAGAAGAGCCGUCCCCUACCAAAGCCAAAGAUACUAAGCCACCAACACCUACGCCACAAAUACGCAAGACCAGCACGGCCGCGGAAGCGGUGAAAACAACUCGCUCAUUCUCUACUGCUCAGCCUAACUCCACCCAACCCAUGAUCCGUCCACGUAAACGACUCACAACAACUGCAGGGGGCACACAGAGAAGACAGCCACCACCACCUCCACCAAGUGCGGCCAAAGUUGCCACACCUCCUGUUACACCCUCUCAUCAAGCCACAUCCUCAGAUACAACAAUGAUUGCCAGCAGCACUAGUGCAGAGGAAGUCAAGGCACCUGCUAGUGAAACGAAACAAGUAAAGAUCCCACCUGUUCCACCGAGAUCCUCGCUACGUCCAAGAGUUCAACGCGUCAAGCGACCAAUCAGUCGAAUGAUCCCCCCACCUCCAAACAUUCCUCUCCCUCCCCCUCCAAUAAGAAAGGCAUCCAAAAUUGAGGAAACAAUUCCGGCUAUCAACAAUUCAGAGAAGAGAAAGUCAAUAGACAAACCAUCAGUGGCACCAAAACCAGCUCACUUGCGCAGAUACAGCACCCCGACAUCACCUACAGUUGCUCAAACGAAUACAGAGCCUCUGAAAUCACCUAAACCAAAACCACCCCCUCCAAUGAGAACUAGCAGUCUGGCUACUAGACCAGUACCGCCUGUAAGAAAAGUGCCUGCUCCCUCACAUCUACCGAAGAUCAAGGAUGAAAGCGAAGAAGUUGAUCCACCACAAGAGAUCGCUGAAAACACUAUCAACGACAAAGCGGCAAGGUCAGCACCACCGAGGCGGCCUCCCCCACCUAGACCCCCCAGUGCUGCCUCAGGCAAGAUUAACAAGAUUGAGGAGCAGCCCAGCGGUGCUAGUGCAGUGCCUGCAGGAGGUAGAGUGUUGUAUAACUCCUCUGAUGCUCAGCCAGAGGAUAAAGAUGGACGGGGACAUAGCAUACGUUCAAAGGGCUCAAAUCUAAUGCAGUCACUAAAGAAGAUGGUAACAAGAGAUUCGAAAAAAGGAGCCGAAAAGAAAGCUGUUCCUGUAUCAAGUGUAGCCACCAAAACAACACGAGAUGAAGCAACAGAUAUCACGACAUCAAAGCAAGACUCUUUUGGUACCAAACCUGCUCGACCACCCCCUCCGAAAACUCCUCCUACUCAACAAAAGAGGGACAGUCUUUCGUCGAGACUACUUCCCCCUAAUAUAGGGACUGAGAAAGAGACAAAACCAACUCCAGCACCAAGGCAAAGUGAACCAGACCCCUCACAGCCUAAAGCUGCACCAAGGCUGAGUCUGUCUGACCCUCCACAGAAACCACAGCCAACGCCAGUACCUAGGCAAGAACCUGACCCCCCACAGCCUAAGCCUGCACCAAGGAAGAGUGAACCUGCCCUCCCACAGCUCAUGCCCAACGGUGGAGAGGAAAUAAAACCCACACCUGUACCAAGGCUUGUUGAGACCCCCUCCCAAGAUACAAAACCUACACCAUUACCUAGGCAACGUUCUGUCUCACCUGAUGAAAAGUCACAUGGUGCUGAUGUAAAGCCACAAGACCAAAGUACAGCAUCACCUGACCUCGGGUUACAAGUAUCUACAUCACCUUCGGAUGCAAACUUUUAUCGAGCAACAAUGAAAUACGAAGCCAUGAAUGAUAAAGAGUUGUCUUUCUCCAAAGGAGAUGUUCUCAUUAUUGUACAGAAGCAAGAUGAUGGCUUCCACUAUGGAAUGCUGGAUGAUGGAACUACUGGACUUUUCCCAUUGCAUGCGGUUGAACCAUUCUUAAGCUAGUUUUCACUUGCUGAUUACAUACGCUAUAUUAGAUUUUUAUAAUUAUAUGAUGCUGUAAUUUUCAAUCUUUUUAUAAUCCUUAAACUGUGUAUUUAUUCGUAAUUAUUACUUAUUAUUGGUUAGAAA